CUAAACAAACUUCGAAAAUCAGAAAAAAAGAAAACGACAGCAAAUUCAAUUUGAAAAAGAUUUACAAAAACAAACAUACAUACAUUUAUUUUUAGAAAAUUUCCGAACUAACGCCAAUAAAAAGCUAAAAUGCCCUCUUUAGCAACGACAUCAAUCAGUUCAUUUAAGUUAGCACGUUUUAGUCGUCCACUGCGUUUCAAUGACCCGAUUGUGCGCGAGCAACCCGAAUGCUACUCCAUACGAGCAUCACUCAUAGACUACAUACGUCAAGACCUACAGGAGUUAUCGCGUCGUCUGUUCUAUCAACGGAUAUAUAUAUUUGCGAAGAACAAAUUGGAUGUAGAGCCACCGUCGCUACACAGUCGACCGACGCCAACAGUACUGCCGACACAUGGCGGUUCCUACCGAUCGGGCAGGCGUUCAGUAAUCUCAGUGACAUCGGCACGACGAGAUACGCUCGAUUUUAAAAUACUCCUACAGAUGGAAUUGCAACAUAUAUUAAUGCACGAUGCUGAGAAUAGUAUAUCUGGCGAUAAGCCCACCGGUCUGUUUCUGUAUAUGGGCGACUAUUCGUUGUUGAUGUUCGAAUGCGUUGAAGAUAUUGUUGGCUCCUUUUGUAACCAAUUGAGUGCCUUCGCUGAUAAAUAUUUCUACGUCAAUAAAGUCUUUCUCACCGAAGAUCGCACUGGAGAGACUUAUUUUCAAAAUUUCCAUUACCGACGUGCCAUACCGAUUAACAUUAACGAAAAGUUUCCGCCAAACACAGUCACCGACGUGGAGCUAAUGAGCCAACAACACUUAACGAUUAAGGAUAAAUUGCACGAGCUGUGUACCACGCUCGCAGAAGAGAUACAGCGUGGACAGGAGUCUGCUGUACAUAGUACAUUAAGCUCUAAUAAGGGUACAUUCACUUUGUGGCGAAACAGUCUUGAUUUCGGUGAAGAUCUAACGCCAACCACAUUCAAUAAACUCUUACCCGAAGUGCAGCGCAUCGAAUUGGUGCUGAAUUGCAAUCGUUUCUACUGCAAUGUCCAACGGCGUGCUUUAAUGUACAAUUGUAUACCCGGCGAGUUGGAUGAGAAGCUGCACACUUGGCCUAUACCAUACAAUUAUACACCGAUCGGUGUGUUCUGGCAUUCGCCAUACGAUGUUAACUUGACAUUCUCGGAUUAUGGCAAGAAGGAAGAACAGGUGCAGGAGAAAGGCUCUGGUUCGGAGGGAAGUGAGGAGAAGGGAGCAUAGUGAAUGCGUAAUUUUUUCGGCAGAGAAGUUAUAGCGAAACAACAAAAAAUAAAGAUCUUAAAUAAUUCCUUCUUCAAUUAAUUUUUACUGACUAAUUUAAUAAACAUCUAAAACGAC
Zeugodacus cucurbitae (melon fly) is the source of this 1359-nucleotide messenger RNA. RefSeq lists its product as uncharacterized. NCBI's taxonomy places the organism in Eukaryota, Metazoa, Arthropoda, Insecta, Diptera, Tephritidae. The record is from RefSeq and is a predicted model, not a curated record. The coding region runs from base 130 to 1242 and encodes 370 amino acids. The transcript has 2 exons.